Molecule: messenger RNA, 2926 nt
Organism: Carcharodon carcharias (great white shark)
Lineage: Eukaryota; Metazoa; Chordata; Chondrichthyes; Lamniformes; Lamnidae
Gene: ppm1h
Product: protein phosphatase, Mg2+/Mn2+ dependent, 1H
Exons: 10
Coding region: 105-1634 (509 amino acids)
Biological process (GO): protein dephosphorylation
Molecular function (GO): protein serine/threonine phosphatase activity
Source: RefSeq, a predicted model, not a curated record
GCGUUACGGAAAAAUAAGAAAGAGCAAGAGAGAGAGAGAGAGAGAAAGAAAGAGAAGCCGGUCGAAGUGGGUUCGAGAGGUGCCUGAGAACAGCAGCAGUUAACAUGCUCACCCGGGUGAAAUCUGCUGUUGCCAAUUUCAUGGGAGGCAUCAUGGCUGGAAACGCCGGUGCCGAGCAUGUCAAUGGGACCGAGUUACCGAUGAAAUUCCCAUAUAGCAGGCCGGAAUUCCUGGGACUGUCUCAGGAUGAGAUCGAGUGCUCUGCGGAUCAUAUCGCCAGACCCAUCUUAACAUUGAGGGAGAGCAAGAGGUUGCCCUGGGGGACGGGCUAUGCGGAGGUGAUCAAUGCAGGGAAAAGUAUGCACAACGAGGACCAGGGUUCCUGCGGACUGGUGACUGUGAAGAAGAAAUCAAGCGCUCCCAUCACUCCAAGUAAGAACUCCACAGCCAAAAGGAGAUCAUCAUUACCAAACGGGGAAGGGUCACAACUUAAAGACAAUUCAGAGUCAGAGGAGAUUACUUUUAAUUACUGGGCACUGUUUGAUGGGCAUGCAGGAGCUGGUGCUGCUGUGGUGGCCUCCAAGCUCCUCCACCACAAGAUAGCAGAGCAUCUUCAAGAGGUGGCUGGUGUCCUGCGAAACUCAGCAGUGCUUCCCCCGACCUGCCUCAAUGAUGAGCCCGAAGUGGUGAGCAACGCAAGGACGUUAACCAGAGCUGCCUCGCUGCGGGGUUCGAUGGGGACCCCGGGGUCGCCAAGCAGCCCUCCAACACGGUUCUUCAUUGAGAAGAAAAUUCCUCAUGAGAGUUUGGUUAUUGGAGCAAUAGAAAAUGCUUUUAAAGAAAUGGACAUGCAAAUUGAACGAGAGAGAGCCACGUACAAUAUCUCGGGCGGCUGCACUUCCUUGGCCGUGGUAUUUCUAAUGGGAAAGUUCUAUGUAGCAAAUGCUGGGGACAGCAGGGCCAUUAUUGUUCGAAAUGGUGAAGUCAUUCCAAUGUCUUCGGAGUUCACACCAGAGACUGAACGACAGAGACUUCAAUACUUGGCUUGUUUGCAGCCACAUUUGUUGGGGAAUGAAUUCACUCACUUAGAGUUUUCCAGAAGAGUGCAGCGCAAAGAGCUUGGGAAGAAAAUGCUCUUCCGCGACUUUAACAUGACUGGCUGGGCAUACAAAAUCAUAGAAGAAGAUGACCUAAAAUUUCCCCUUGUAUAUGGGGAGGGAAAGAAGGCACGUGUGAUGGCAACCAUAGGUGUCACUCGAGGACUUGGAGAUCAUGAUCUGAAGGUUCACGAUUCUAAUAUCCAUAUAAAGCCCUUUCUCUCAUGCACUCCUGAGGUACGAGUUUAUGACAUCGCAGAACACGAUCAUGACGCAAAUGACGUGCUGGUUCUAGCCACGGAUGGACUGUGGGACGUCCUGUCAAAUAAAGAAGUGGCUGAAGCCAUAACAAGCUUUCUCUCCAACUGUGAUCCUGACGAUCCACGCAGGUACACACAGGCAGCCCAGGACCUGGUGAUGAAAGCCAGAGGAGUUUUGAAAGACCGAGGAUGGAGGAUAUCAAAUGACAGGCUUGGCUCAGGUGAUGACAUCUCCAUGUACAUCAUUCCUCUCCUGCAUGGAACUAAGUUGACAUGAUAAUGACUGCAUCAUGCCAAGUUGGCUUACCGGGUAUUUGUUGCUGGCCCCAUAACUAUACUGAAGGGAGGAAGAUUUCCUUUGUUUUGUUGCUUGUAGCAAAGAUCAUUAAUGCCAUUUCACUACAAGUAAGAAAAAUGAGGAAAUCUUUCCCCUGUGGUGACCAGACAAUGAGAGGCAGAGACUUGAUGAUGCAAACAAGUCUUAUGAAAAGAAAGGGAGUUUAAUAAAACGUAUAUUGGCAGAUUUCACUUUCGGUUCAAGUUUCACAAUCCUUAAAUUCUACUUUUGUUGUUAUAGUUGAUGUAAUUUUUUUCCCUGCAAUCAAAUAAAUAUAUCCUGUAUAAAUCAAAAAGGAUGUAUAUUUAUCAAAAACUUGAAAGUCUUUAAAUAUUAAGUCUUUGCGUUAUAACUUAUAAAGUAUCAAAAUUUUGAUGUAUAUUUUCCGAGUGCUGUAAUGCUAGUGGGGGAGGGAAAAUUCUUUGUGCUGUGUUUUAGAGUUCUUCAUAUAAUCAACAUGGCAGUCUUCUAGCAGAAUUAUGCUGUAAUAAUGUAGUAAAUAUUGUUUCAAUUUUUUAUGGCACUGUUUAAAGAUGAAGUCCGUUGGUCACUACAGUUCAUUUAUAAAUGAUACAAGGCACCAACUGUUGUAUAUACUGGCAACUGCAGGGCAAGAUAAGCGAAACUACUGGUUAUUUUUGUAAAAUGAUUUUCUUCGGCUAUUGACAUUGGCCAAGAUUACCUUCAGGCUUUCAUUAGUUUGUCUCUUUGUCAUGUACAACAUUAUACCGCACUCAAUUUGAAGAAUGAUUUCACUGCACCAUUCUGUCUUUGGUUCUUUCAUUGAUCCUAUAUGCUUGGCAAGUGUCAAAAUACUGCCAAAAUCACACACCACCCAGGCCAGUCUCUCUCAGAAGCAGGAUUAAUAGACAAAAGUAUUCUUACGAGAGUGAUAUUCAUCUCAUUGAAGUAUUUGAAGUUUGAUCUGUGCAACACUGAAAUAUUUCAUAGGUGCCAAGAAAAAACUGUUAAAAGAUUUUUUUUUAAUGUUUAAUUCAUUUCUGUGAGACUGAAAUGUGAAACAUAUUUUUAUUCCAAAGCAAUGUUACAUUUAGGCACUUUUGAAGUUUUAUUUCACUGUUUGGAGUGUUAAAAGUACUGUAAAAGAAGGCUGGAUUGAAGAUGUGAAUAACUGAUGUAGUGUUGUAUUUGACUGUUCAUGAAGGUGAUUUGUAUAGAGAAAGUAAUGUUGCAUUGUACAAUAAUUAAAUUUGCUUAAUGUUUAAACAGUU